GAGCGCGUCCGGCGAGGGUCGUGAUGUCGGGGAAUAAAGCCGUGGAGCUGCAGAUUCAGAUGCGGCAGAACGCAGAAGACCUGCAGAGCUUCAUGAAGGAUCUGGACUCCUGGGAGGAAGAGAUGAAGGAGAAGGACCAGCAGCUCCGCACCGGAAACACCAGCCUCACACCAAAAACACUCCCGCCGGUGAGGAACAAAGACUAUAAAAAGACGAAGAAGAGGGUGAAACGCCAGGCUAACGGCGCCGGCGCUCUGAAGGAUCAGACGCAAACGCAGCGGAUUAAAUCCUACGAUUAUCAAGCCUGGGACAAGUUUGAUGUGGAGAAGACUCUGGAGUGCAUGGACGCAGAGGAGAGGCCGGCGCAGUCCAACGAGUCUGACACUGAGGGGGUUCAGGUGGACCGAGAUCUGGCGCUCACUGAGAAAGAGAAGGGGAACGAGUUCUUCAAGGAGGGCCGGUACGACAGCGCCAUCGAGUGUUACACCCGCGCGAUGGACGCCGACCCCUACAACCCGGUCCUGCCCACUAACAGAGCGGCCUGUUUCUUCAGACUGAGAAAGUUCUCCGUGGCGGAGUCGGACUGUCAUCUGGCGAUCGCUCUGGACUGUAAACACGUGAAAGCUUUCGCCAGGAGAGCGUCGGCACGCGCGGCUCUGAGGAAACACCAGGAAGCUCUCGAAGAUUAUGAAAUGGUUCUCAAACUGGAUCCUGGAAACUCAGAGGCGCGGAAGGAGAUCCAGAAACUCCAGCAGGUGUCGGGGUCGAGCGGAGAGACGGAGGAGAAGAGCGAGAGCGUUACGCUGGCGGAGGAGAAGAGCGAGAGCGUUACGCUGGCGGAGGAGAAGAGCGAGAGCGUUACGCUGGCGGAGGAGAAGAGCGAGAGCGUUACGCUGGCGGAGGAGAAGAGCGAGAGCGUUACGCUGGCGGAGGAGAAGAGCGAGAGCGUUACGCUGGCGGAGGAGAAGAGCGAGAGCGUUACGCUGGCGGAGGAGAAGAGCGAGAGCGUUACGCUGGCGGAGGAGAAGAGCGAGAGCGUUACGCUGGCGGAGGAGAAGAGCGAGAGCGUUACGCUGGCGGAGGAGAAGAGCGAGAGCGAUCCGGCACUACAGCGUCUGCAGGAACAGCAGAGGAAACAAGAGGCCGUCGUGCAGAAAGACCGGGGAAACGCUUACUUUAAGGAAGGCGAGUACGAGUCGGCGGUGGAGUGCUACUCUAGAGGCAUGGAGGCGGACGGCGCUAACGCCCUGCUACACGCUAACAGAGCCAUGGCGUUCCUCAAGCUCCACAGGUACAGCGAGGCGGAGCAGGACUGCAGUGUGGCCGUCGAUCUGGACGCCUCAUACGCCAAAGCGUUCGCCAGACGAGCGACGGCUAGAGCCGCUUUAGGGAGGAUCCGCGACGCCAGAGAAGAUUUUGAGCAGGUUCUGAAGCUCGAGCCGGGAAACAAGCAAGCCGUGAGCGAGAUCGAGAAACUCACAGCGGAGAUGAAGUCCAGUGUUCUUCUAGAUCCUGUGGAGAACAAACCGAGAACCGUCCAACCAAUCAACAAACCCGAACAUCUCCGAUCCACCAAACCCCCGCGGAGGAUGAUCAUACAGGAGAUCUCAGGGUCCGUCGAGCCUCACGCUUCUUCACCGCAUCCAAAGAUCCAGAAGAUGGAGGAGAUCUCAGACGCUCCGUCCAGGGCUUCAUCUUCAUCUCCUGAACCGAUUCCUCCUCCACCCAUCAGCAGUUUCCAGCUGGAGGCCGACCUCAGGAAGAUCAGCCGUUACCCACAAUGCACCUACAGAUAUCUGAAGCAAAUCAGCCCGGACACGUAUCCGCAGAUCUUCCAGAACUCCCUGGAGCCGGACGUCCUGAACCGCAUGCUGGAGAUCUUCCACAGCUUCUACAUGCAACAUGAAGAAGCGUCUCUUCUGCUGGCCGUCCUGAAGAGCCUGACGAGAGUGAGGAGAUUCAACAUGGCCGUCAUGUUCAUGUCGUCCGCUGAGAAGAAAAUUCUGCAGGAUCUGUUUGACUGGAUUCAGCGCGCCGGUCUGGGAGACCCUUCAGUUCCAGACUUACAGAAGAAGUACGGCCUCUGACCUCUGACCUCUGCCGGAUCAGCUCCUGUUCGUUUGAGCUGGACUGAGAACAGCAGAAGCAACACAUCUGUGACGUCUCAGUGUGAAAGAAGAAGAUGCUCAUUAAACAUGUCUAAUGCCUCAGUGUGUGUGUGUGUGUGUGUGUUCAGAUGAUGUUAUGAUGAACGCUCGUGUUGCUUCAGGUCAUGUGUCGGUCAGCUGAUGUGUUUCUGAUCGGAUCCUCCAGAAUCUGCUCCUGUUGUUCUGAACGCUGCUGUAUUAAAGUCUGUGAAAUCCU
Molecule: messenger RNA, 2364 nt
Organism: Rhinichthys klamathensis goyatoka
Lineage: Eukaryota; Metazoa; Chordata; Actinopteri; Cypriniformes; Leuciscidae
Gene: rpap3
Product: RNA polymerase II associated protein 3
Exons: 16
Coding region: 24-2087 (687 amino acids)
Molecular function (GO): protein binding
Source: RefSeq, a predicted model, not a curated record